UGGUGUUGUUGUUGGUUCGUGGAUCGGGUUUGAGGUUGUGUCACUGAUAAGAGAGUUGAUAAUAAUUAAUGAAAUUGGUGUGAGGAAAAUGUAAGUUUGAUUGCAGUAGCCAAGCAUGUCAGCGAAGGAUGGCAAGACGUUUGAAAAGCUGCGGCAAUUUUUCCGCCUAAACAAAGGUGGAACUGGACUUAGCAGACCUGAAAAAGAUUAUGUCUUAACACCAGAAGUAAUAAAGGAGCUGAGUGACGAAACACCCAUCAACCAGAGGCUUAAAACAAUCAGUGCACUCAGUGACAUAGUAUCCAGCCACCGUCUUGAAGAUAAUGCAGCAGAAAGACUGUGGACCUGCUUACAAGAUCUGCUUCAAGAGGAGGUCAACCGUGAACAUCGCCUUUUAGCUUUUGGGUUUUUCCGGUCAUUAAUUCAAGGGCAAUAUGAUCGGCUUGGUAGUUUAAUGCGUGUACACUUUUUCAAUGUCAUAGCCCACCACAAUUCUGAAGAUGUCAAGCAGAGGUUAGAACUGUUUCAAAGUUUAACGAAGAAUGGGCAAGAUAUUCAGUACUUUGAAGAGUCAGUUGGGCCAUUUCUGUUAAAUUGGAUGCAUAUUGUUGUUGGAGCUAAUUAUGCUCAAGAGUUCCUAAUUAUCUUGGCCAAUUGUAUCAAGUACAAUGCUGCAUUCAUUGAUGACCAAGUUAUUUCAGGCAUUGUUCAGAAUACAUGUGAGCUUUGUUGCAACCAUGACUCUGACCAAGUUGUUCUGGCAGGCCUUCAAGUUCUCCAGAUUGUCAUCAGUUACAGCAACCUUGCAUCCGAAUCUUUACCACCGUUCAUCUCUGCCUUAUGCCGCACUGUCAAUUUAGAGGCCUAUUGCCAACUUAGCUGGAAGGUGAUGAGAAAUCUGAUCGGCACCCAUUUAGGGCAUGUGUCAAUGUACAUCAUGUGUCGAAUACUUCAAGAUGCCAGCACCACGGUUGAUGUGGGUCUUGUUCGCGGAGCGGUUUUCUACAUCACCGCUGCAUUGUGGGGUAAAAAUCGUGUCACAACCUUGAAAUGCACACCCACCUCUGUUCUUCCAUCCCUCAGAGCUGCUCUGAAAUGUGAUCACACACUAGUAGUUUUUGAAGUCAUGUUGGGUGUUCAGUCUUUAAUCUCCCGUUUCGGAAGUGAGCUGUAUGAUUCUUCGUGGGACCUCAUUCUGCUCAUUCUCGAUGACAUCAUUGUCCACAUUGCAAAUCAGCCCCUACUUCCAGCUGUUGGGCAAGUCGAUAGCUACUUACAAGAUACAUUGAAUUCAAUUGAACAGCUCAUGGAUUCUAAUCAGUUCAAAGGAAACAAACACCAAGUCUUUGAAGUAAUAGAAAAAUGUGCCUCCUCGCGACCGGAAAGUUCCAUCCUUCGACUGGUUAAUUACUUAUCAAACUCGAUCGAACCAACGCAGCCUAACUGGCUAGACAUCUUGGAAUCCCUCGUAGACAUCUACUUUAAUAAAGAAAAACGAAAUCCCAUUCGCAUCAAAACUCUUAACGUUCUGUUAACUAUAAUAAUUUACAAUAGGUCCUGCUAUGAAGAAGAAUUAGUCGACAAUAUUGUCAUACCGAAAUUAGAAAAUGUUGCUCAAGAAUCAGAAGUUAUCGUCAGAAACUCAGCUGCUGAGUUACUUGUUAAGCUCUGUCUUGAGUGCGAUGCCAAAAGAGCUUUAAAGUUAAUGGACAUAGUUGAAAAGAUUUUGAUGCGGCCUUUCGAACAGCCGAAUCCACCGAUUCUCUCAGAAACAGAAGCAGCAGACAUCAAAACAGUCAUUUUUGGACUGAUAUCAGUUUUUACCCAAAACAUCUAUCAGCUUCCAUCGUCAGUUGCUCUUGCCUCCUAUCGUCUCUUGGUCUCACAUCUUGAUAUGCAUUACAAACAUCCUAGCGUUUUGGAAAAAGUUACAUCAAUUAGAUUUAUGAUUUUUGAAUGUUUCCUUCGCCUACGAGCCGAUUCAACCUACCAUCUAGGAUACCCGCUAAACCCUCAAGAAGAAUUCCGAUUCUCUCCUUAUUUACUGGUCGAUCAUCACAGUACAAUAGGUCUUCCUCUGGCACAAGAGAAAGCUGCAAGUCCACCCACCAGCCCAUCAACCAUCAGCUCUCUCAGCACGCUCUCAAAUUCCAACCCUCCAUCCAAAGUGACGUACCCAACAUGUGAAGUAACUUACAUAUCUCUCGCGACAGCCUGCAAAGCAGUUGUCACCUGCCUCAAACAAGAGCUUGAUUGGAAAGUCCUCCUGCUUGUCCUCCAAGAAGUGCCUCAAGCCCUCAAAAACAAAGCUCUCGUGUUAGCUCGAAAUGGAAACGAUGUCGACCAGUUGGCAGCAGCUCUAUGCUUAAUGAUCAAUGACAAAACGAGAGGGCUGCCUGAAGCAUUGCGAAAUGCUCCCCCCAAGUUUACAAGGACCGAUUUUCAUAGUUAUAUUUACCCAGUUCUUGCGGCUCUGGCAUCAUACCACUCAUCAUUGGAUUUUCCUCUUCAGCAGAAACUCAUCAAGUGUCUUGAAGUUGGUCUUGCUUCAAGAUGUGCUCGACAGUGUGUGAUGGCCCUAACAACGUGCACCCUUGAAAUGAGGGACGUCAUGGUGAAAAUGUUACCAGGUGUUCUCCUGAAUCUAUCUAAAAUGUCUGCCACAGUCUACAUUGCAGUGCCCAUCUUGGAAUUUUUAUCUAUGCUCACAAGAUUGCCUAAAGUAUUUGCAAAUUUUGUCGGUGAUCAGUACAUGUCAGUAUUUGCGAUCGCUCUGCCGUACACGAAUCCUUUCAAGUAUAAUCACUAUACAGUCUCUCUUGCUCAUCAUGUGAUAGCUGUGUGGUUCCUCAAGUGCCGUCGCACAUUUAGGAGGGAUUUUGUCAAGUUCAUAAUUACCGGUUUGAAGGCGAAUGUGCUUGUCCCUUUCGAAGAAGGUCAGAUGAUGAAAAAUGUUGAUAUAACUAAUGAAGACUCCACCAACAGGAAAAGAAGUUCCAGUCUCACAGAACAGGGCAGCAGAAGGCGCGAAAGGCCCAUCAGUGGAGCCUCUCGAUUAGAUUCUCGGGGCCCUGUCUCAGAUCUGAAACCUCCAAUAGAUGAAGCGCUAAUGACAUUCCACCGUGAAUUGACGGAAACUUGUAUUGAUCUCAUGGCUAGGUACACCUUUUCCACUUGUGCUGCCAUGCCAGUUAGACAACCUAGCGCUGAGUUUUUGCUACAUGGAGGACAAUCCAUGACGUGGCUCCUAGGAAACAAGCUCAUUACUGUCACUACCAGUGGAUGCUCUCAAAAACCAAUUCGAAACGAUCUCUGUGAUAGAUGCAAUCAUUUAUGUCGAUUGGACAAAGAUGCCAAACCUGGCUCACCUUUAGCUGCAGAAAGUGAUUCUAAGAAUCGAAAAGCUCCAAACCCCGGUGAUACAAAUUCCCGGUCACCUGUGGAAGAGAAGAAACUCUAUGAUUUUGAGCCAGAAAAUAAACUAGACCUUUUUGCCAAUCAAGGCUCCACAGAAAAAGAACGGCAGGUUUGCAUCUGCUGGUGUCAGAAUUGGGCGGAGGUAUACAUCAGAAGACCAACAGGUGAUGUUUCUUGGAUGAUGCGUUUGCAAAAUGAAAUGACGUCACAUUAUUUGCCAGAUUUCCCAUUCACAGACAUAACAACCCUUUUCUUCCCAACGAUAUCAAAACGAUUGGAGGAAAUCUACCAGCCGUCUCAGGACGAGGCCAAGGAAAAUCUAGCCCUGAAACCUCUUUUGAAUGGUCUCGAAAACCACCGCAGUUCUGUUGAGUCCCUGAAAGACAACUCAAACCCAACAUCAACAACUGGCAGUUGUGAAAGAAUAGUUUCAGAACCUGUGAGCAUUCCUUUCUCACCCUCGCGGCACUCAUCAAUUGACAGCGUUCAUGAGGAAGAUGAUCUAGAAGAUUUUGAUUCUAACUCAAAAAAUAGAAAUCCUGUAAGACGUUCAAACUCAAGUCCUGAAAUGAGUUCCAAUUGGAAAAAUCCAUUCCUUCAAAAAGAGUGCAAGCAAGAACAGGACAAAGAUGGUGUAAUUGAGUCAAAGAAAUUAACCAAGCAGAUGUUUAAUAAGGAUCUAAGAACAAAUUGUGAGGCAAUCCCAGAGGAAAUGUCAAGUCAAGGUUCCACGCCUCCAACUGCAAAUUCAUCAUCCUUAGAGACGCCCCACCACCAAGUGACGCUGGCUACACUUCCGGAGACCAUAACCGGCUCUCAUCCCUCCUUGAUUUCCAUAGACCCUGAACCCUGGUCUAGUGUCUCUGAUAAUCAUAAACGAGCAAGUGAGUUCAAUACUGCUGCUCCAUUUUCGAGAGAAUCGAAAGUCAAUGAAAGCUCAGGGGUAACGUUGAAUGGGACUGACUCGGUGGAUGGUGGUGGUGCAUCCACUCUUUUGAACAUUCUUCCGUCAAGUCACGCACAGUCGCAAUCAGCUCUGAAAUUCCCUGCGCCCACAGUUGCUGCUUCACAGUUAUCGCCGAGACUGCAGUAUAAAUAUGGGAAGGAAUCUGCUACGCCCUCUGAAGCAGACCGAAGGAAAGACCCUGCCACUUUGCCACCAUUAGCUUUCAAAAGAGACAGAGGUCACACAAUAUCCGUCAUGAGUCCUGCGCGGAAACCUAAAAUGGAAUGGGAAUCCUCCGCCAAGGCCAAACACAAUUCGAUACCCCGGCCCAAAGAGCCAACAAUCAAGUCCGGCGUAAAUCCAAGUUUUGUAUUUCUGCAACUGUAUCAUUCAGCGCUUUUUGGACACUCGACAGAAAAACCUUUGUUGAUUUCUCAAAACCAUCAAAGAACCAUCAAUGUUCUAGACUACAUUCCACCUUAUGAAACGCACAAGAUUGGCGUUCUGUAUGUCGGACCAGGACAAGCCAAUUCGGAAGUAGAAAUUUUACGCAACCAAUUUGGCUCUGUCAGAUAUGCUGAGUUUCUGCAGCGACUAGGCACUCUGAUCAAAUUGGCAGACGCAACAAAUGUUUUCCUGGGUGGUUUGGAGAUGAAUGGGACAGACGGUCAGUUCGCAUUUGUUUGGCAAGAUGAUGUGAUGCAGGUGAUUUUCCACACGGCAACCCUCAUGCCCACACUGGACACUGAUCCGAAUUGCAACAACAAAAAGAAAAACAUCGGAAACGAUUUUGUUACAAUAGUUUACAAUGAAAGCGGCUGUGAUUAUAAUAUUAGAACCGUUAAGGGUCAGUUCAAUUAUGCAUGUGUCAUAAUUGAACCGUUGGAUCAUGGAAGUAACCAAGUUACGGUCAAGGUGCGAGAAGAGCUAGUCGAACAUGUAGGAAACUCAGAACCAAAGAUAGUCUCCGAUCAGAAUGUAGCUGUUCUUGCUCGGCAGUUAGCUUUACAUGCUAAUUUGGCAUCAAGGGUGUUGCAGAGCCUCCAAAGCAAUGCCAGGAACCCGUACGCCUCAAACUGGUUGGAACGCCUGAGAAAAAUUAAAAGUAUCGGAACUAAAGUUAUGCAAGAGAGGAGUCUUGAAAAUCAGAAUUCCAACUCAACCGAUACGCGAUACCAUCGGCGAGUGCAAAUGGAUGAUUUUACAGAAUAUACUUGAGUCAACUCAUGCGUGACGCAUGAUUUUUUUAUCCUGCUGCUUCUGUGUGUCUUUAUUGAUUAAGAAAAUGGCCCGCUUGUUUUACAGGCAUUUUCUCAGCGGAAUUUUUGUACCUGUUUAAAAUAUAAUUUGUUUUUGGUUCAAUCCAA
This is a messenger RNA of Bemisia tabaci, 5730 nucleotides long. RefSeq names its product TSC complex subunit tuberin (gene gig). The record is from RefSeq and is a predicted model, not a curated record. Gene Ontology annotation, cellular component: nucleus; cytoplasm; TSC1-TSC2 complex. Lineage: Eukaryota; Metazoa; Arthropoda; Insecta; Hemiptera; Aleyrodidae. Gene Ontology annotation, molecular function: GTPase activator activity. Gene Ontology annotation, biological process: negative regulation of TOR signaling; negative regulation of insulin receptor signaling pathway; regulation of cell cycle.